This is a messenger RNA of Corythoichthys intestinalis (scribbled pipefish), 3005 nucleotides long. RefSeq names its product heterogeneous nuclear ribonucleoprotein U-like protein 2. Lineage: Eukaryota; Metazoa; Chordata; Actinopteri; Syngnathiformes; Syngnathidae. Bases 133 to 2025 code for a protein of 630 amino acids. Gene Ontology annotation, cellular component: nucleoplasm; membrane. Gene Ontology annotation, molecular function: RNA binding; protein binding. The record is from RefSeq and is a predicted model, not a curated record. The transcript has 12 exons.
ACGAGGAAGUAUGGCCUGCCUGGGUCAGCCAAUCAGAAGCCGGUGCUCCAUAUUGAACCUUUGUUUUGGUGUGAAGGCUGCAACCACACCAAUUUACAAUUUUGUUUGAUUAAAUUCUUUUCAUCGGCGACAAUGAAGCUAUCAGAAAUUAAGAAGUUAAAAGUGGCUGAGCUUCGGUUGAGGCUUGAAGAAGCCGGUUUGGACAGUCGGGGGCUCAAGGGAGACCUUGUAGAGCGGUUGUGGUCAUUUCUGGAUGACGGCAGCCAACAAGGGAACACGCAUAAACAGGACAGUCAGCGACAAGCACAUCCAGUUCCUCCCUCUUCCCCAGUGGUGCCCACGAAUACAACCCAGACUCUGGAAGUGGAGGUGGCCCCCAUUUCCUCUUUAUCUCCAUGCUCUACCGUGGUGGAAAUACCCGGUGCGACCACAAUGAACGGACAGACGGACCUGGCCCAAGAGUUCCACGACUCCGCCACGCAGACUGAAGCUGAAGUACUUCCUGACACUCCAGUAUGUCAAGUCGAGAAGAAUGAGCUGGAGCAGCCGGCGGCAGAGGAGGAACGAGGUCGAGCGUUCUACGAGUUUAAAGAAGAGAUUCGAUAUAAAAGAGCUAAACCACCAAAAGCUCCACCAAAGAAAGAGGAGGUUGAUGCAGAUUACGGAGAUAUAAUCAAACUGCAUUCAUAUGACAGUCACCUACACUUUGAGGUGGAUUCGGACGGCGCCUGCGGCCAGCCGCGAUUUUGGGUCAAAUUUCCCCUGCUUUGGUCCGGAUGCAGACUCUCGCACGGGGUCUCACAAGGUCGGGUGGGCUUCCAGGUGAGGCUAGAGAGGAGGCUGUCGAUCUCACAGCCAGAUGCCUCGCAAGGCGACCAGACUUACGGGAUGAGAAUAGGCUGGUCCGCUGCCCAAACUUCCCUCAUGCUAGGACAAGAAGAAUUUUCUUUCGCCUAUGAUAGACGUGCUAGAAAAGUGACGUGCGGGAAAGAAGAAGAGUUCGGGGAGCCGUUUUGCGAAGGGGACAUCAUUGGAUGCUAUGCCUCUUUCUCCACGAAAGGCGACGUUCAGCUCUCCUUCCACAAAAAUGGCCGUUUUAUUGGCGUGGCCUUUUCCCUGGAGGCAUCCAAACUACGAGGCCGUGCUCUUUUCCCUCACGUGUUGUGUAAGAGUUGCGUGGUGCGCUUCCUAUUGGACCCCACGGAUCUCCCCUGGUAUCCCGUUCCUCCUGGUUUCACCCAACUGGCGGCACUCCCCGCCGGGCUGAGAUGUCGCAACACAUCUGCACCGAGCUCCAUAGCGCAGAGUGAGAUGAUUUUAAUGGUGGGUCUCCCCGGUUCUGGUAAGAGCCACUGGGCCCGAGCUCACAUACGCCAGCAUCCAGAGAAAAACUACAAGCUGUUGGGCACCGAGGUGCUACUUGCAUGCAUGAUGGGCGGGGGCGCGAGGGAGCAGCGGCUGCAGCAAGCUGCCCAGUGUCUGACUGAGCUUAUCAAAAUGGCCGCUCAGACGCCAGGCAACUACAUCCUGGACCAGUGCAACACCCACUUCUCUGCACAGCAAUACAAGCUGCAGCUGUUCUCCAGCUUCGGGCGACGCAUGGCAGUGGUGCUUUUCCCCACGGCGGACGAGUGGAAAAGACGACUGUCACAGCAACGCGAGGCUGGCGAGAUCAUUCCAGAGAUUGCGCUGCUCAAACUCCAAGUCAGCUGCAGUCUUCCCGAGCAGCUGGCUGAUGUUUUGGACGAGUUGCGUUACGUAGAGCUGGAGCAGGAAGCAGCGCAGAUGCUGUUGCGGGAGUAUAAAGACGAGGCCCGCCGACUGCUACCGCCUGUUACCAAACCGGAGAAACCCAAGAAAUAUCUGGCUAAGAAAAGGCCAUAUCCGCAUUGGCCUCCAAUACCUCCUCCUCCUCACUUGGGAAGCCAAAUCAUGGCCUGGAAUAACAUGCCGUCUUGGAGCCAGCAUUGGAAUGUACCUUAUCAUGACCAAGCCAUGUACUACUGCAGUGGCAACGAGAGCUAAUGAUGAAGACGUGGACACGAGGAGGAAAGCAUUUGAAGCUUCAAACAAUCAACCUGUCAGUAUUGAAAUACUGAAGGACAAAACUGCCCUUUUUUAAUAAAAAAAAGAUGUAUUUUAAAUAUUUUACAGUACAGUGAUGAAUCAGAGUUUGAGUGCUCCUGGAAAAGCUCUGAUAGUAUUAAACUGAGACUUGAGGCUUCACAGUCUGGAAAAGCAGCACAGCUCCCUUGGCUGAGGGACACAGCUCUGUCCAAAAUGAGCUGCUUUUAUCCAGCCGUGACAUCUCCUGUUUGGAAUUUUUAAACAUUUUUAAUGUGCACUAUUUGUGCAGAUUUUCAAGUCGGAAUUUCUUACUGUGCAGCUGAGAAACACGAUGUCCGUCGACUCGCUGGCCUCCGCUCCUCCUUUCCAGUACAAUUCUCGGACUUGGUCGGACGAGAGAGAACAGCUGAAGACACAAUGGCAAAAAUGCACAAUCUCAGGGCAAAAUGUUCAUGAGAGCCACAAAGACUGAAGCUGCAGCUACGGUACAUUAUCCUUCAUUUAUAUUCAUGUAGCACGUCUUAACUCACCCUGUGACAUAAAAACUCAGGUACUCAUUCUACCUUGCGUCACAUAUCCAUCUACAUGAUCAUUCACUUUCUGAGGUAUUGAAUCCAUUUGAUUCUCAUCCACUUAAACCACCAUCAGUUUUUUUGACUGAGAGACCAAGUCGUAAUGUAUGAAAAUAAAGUUUUGUUGCACAAGUUUUUUUUUUUUUUAGUUUUUUGAGACUCAAGUUAUAUUUUUCCAAUCCAGUUGGAUUAUCAGCCUUGUCAGACAUUCCCAAUAUCUCACUUUUCUGUGCAGCCGCAACUAAGUCAUGUAGUAUCAAUUCCAAUUCCAUUUUUUAGCUACCAAUUCUGAUACCUGGCUGUGUGGUACCAGCUGAUGACAAUAUAGUACCGAUAACACGAUACCAGGUUUGUUGUUGUUGUUGU